UCAACAUUUAUAAGGCAUUGUUUUUCACCAUUGCUCAGCAAUUACUCCUGGGCCUCACACAGUAAUACAAUACUGUCUUCAUACAGAAUGGGAGACUCAGAACAUCAUAAUCAUAACCUUACUUUCAGCAGUAUGGACUUAGAGCUAAAAGUUGGUGUAAUCUGCCAUAUUACUUUUUUAAUCAUCAUAAGCAUUGUUGGACUAUUUGGGAACCUGUUGACAAUCAUUGCAAUACUCCGGACUAAUAAACUGCGGAUCACUGCUAAUUAUUUCCUUGUGAAUUUGGCUAUUGCUGAUGUAGUUAUUUGCACGUUUGUUUGUCCCUUUUACUUACUAGCGUUAUUUCACCGCAAAUGGCCGUUAGCAGAUCGCUUUUGUGCUGCGAUUGGCGGAAUAUCAUGCAUUGUACUGGCAGCGUCCGUCUUAAGCCUCCUAGCUAUAUCGAUAAACAGAUACUUCUGUAUAGUGAAGAAUAAACUCUAUGCUAAAUAUUACAGCACGCAGCGAACUAUUUGGCACUGUGUUAUUGUAUGGAUUGCAUCGGUGAUCUCAAUAUCGCCCACACUUGGCGGCUUAGGUGAGUUUGGAUUCAAUGAACAUAUUCUAGUUUGUGGAUAUAAGAUUACUUAUGAGUCUUGGAAGUGUCAAAUUGCUACAAUGAUAAUCAUUUUUAUUGUCUCUACUUCAACAAUCCUUUUUUGCUAUUAUAACAUUUGGAAAGAAGUCUAUAACAGUUCUAAUCGUACUAAACGCAAAGCAAGUACGGUAAGCCAGAUAAGCUUAAGUGGGUCAACAAGUGAUAUUUAUAAUAAAAAACAUAGCUUAACUGGGACAAUAAAUGAUAACAAUAGAAAACUUAGCUUAUCUGGGACAAUAAAUGAUAACAAUAGAAAACUUGGCUUUUCUGGGACAACAAAUGAUAAUAGAAAACUUAGCUUAGCUGGGACAAUAAAUGAUAACAAUAGAAAACUCGGCAAACUACGCAGCCAAUUGUCAAUGAUGAAAUUAGUUCCACGUACGCGCGACAUUCAAGUAGCAAAAACUUCGCUCAUCGUGCUACUCACGUUUAUGAUAUGUUGGACACCGACAGUUAUACAAGUUGUUUUUGAUAGAAACUUCAAAACUCCAGAUGGGGUUGUACAGGCAUUUGCUUUCCUGGCACUGGCCAAUUCCAGCAUCAACCCUUUCAUAUAUGCCUGGCGGAAUCGUCAUUUCCGCAAAGCGUACAAGCGUAUCAUUACAUGUCGACACUGCUUUGGGAAUGCGGUUGAUGACAUUUCCCACGGUGAUUCAACGCAUAUAUAGGUGGCUUCUGGGACUGAUGAUGAUUUCUAAAUCUUUUGAAGUUUUAAUUGGACUAAAGAGAUUGCCUGGUUUUCUUACAACUCCAUUUGAAAUAGCUUUCAAUCAAGAGUUUUCAGGAUAUUUGCGGGGAUAACAGGCAGUUUUCGCAGCACGACGUUAACCUUAACGUUAACGGAAGACGUCAUAAUUUAUUCAUCUUGCAUUGCGGAGUACGUUAAUUUCAGGAUUUUACGUGCUGCAUGUUGGGUACUAAUGUUAAAGUUAAGCUUAACGUCGUGCGGCGAAAACUACCUAUUAACUGCUGGUAAUGGGACUAAAUGUUAACCAUACCAAAUAGCCUACACAAGAAGCUUAUUGAACACUGGUGAUUGUAUCAAGGCAUGAGAUUACAAAUAGGCCUAUUGAUUGUGAAUGUGGGCUCAUGCUACUACUGUAUAGAGUUUCAAUAAAGGUAGUUAGUGAAAAAGUCAAUUUUUUUAUAUCUGUUUUCUAUAUUUCUUUGGUAUACAGAGCGAAAGCAAUGCCAAAAAAAAAAACACUUCAUAAUUUUGCAUGUCAUCCUUGUUUUGUUUUAAUUUUAAAUAAAAAAAAUAAACAAAUGAAUAAUAGCCUACAAUAGUUAUCUUUUCCACAGUAAUAAUAUUUGAAGUGAAAUAUAUUGAACAUAGGGUUUAAAUGAGGUACAUAGUUAAGUCAAAUUUUUAAUCUAUUAAUAAUAAUUUUUAUUUGUUGAUUCAAUAAAAAAUAUAAAUGAAUAUGUAACUGAAUGAGUGAAUGAAUAAAUAAAUAAAUUAAUUAAUUAAUAACAGAACAAAUGAAUAAAUUAAACAAAUCUAUAUAAGUAAAAUGAUUAAACGAGUCGCAAAUCAUCAGCGUAGUGCUCAAUCGCAAUUAAACCAGAGCGAAUUAAAACAAAAAUAUGU
Messenger RNA from Anneissia japonica, 2228 nucleotides. RefSeq names its product melatonin receptor type 1B-like. Bases 88 to 1305 code for a protein of 405 amino acids. NCBI's taxonomy places the organism in Eukaryota, Metazoa, Echinodermata, Crinoidea, Comatulida, Comatulidae. The record is from RefSeq and is a predicted model, not a curated record. The transcript has a single exon. Gene Ontology annotation, biological process: G protein-coupled receptor signaling pathway. Gene Ontology annotation, molecular function: G protein-coupled receptor activity. Gene Ontology annotation, cellular component: membrane.